AACCCAGCUCUAAUCGCUGCCUGCUAUACACAAAACGCCCGCCCUCCACAGAGCGUCGCGUUCCCCAUCCCAUUGCCAGCAUCCAUCAUACCUGGCUACCAUCGGCGACGCAAUGGAUCCCCUCGAGAGUUACUGUCCUGUCUGCCAGCGCCAGAUACUCCCCAAACGUCUCACCAUACCUGUUGAAUCCGCACAACCCCUCCCCCCUGCGCCACCUCCCUCCUCCCCCGACGACAGUUCUUCCCCAAAACCGGCCUCGGCGGAAUCAAAUCCUGCCCGUCGCUCAAAGAACGCCGCCACUCGCACAAAGCCACAACCAGGUCUCGUACGCGGCACCGGUCGCGUAAAACCAAAUGGGGCCAUCAAGCGCACUCCCUCCACACACUCCACCACCACACCCGCCGCUCAGCCCGCUCCCAUCCCACAACUCAGGACGCGCACUGUCAUCGACCAAUCUCCAAUCCCUCUCUAUUGCUCGGAAGAGUGCCGCCUCGAGGAUCUCACCUCCCACUGCGGUCGCCUCUCCUUCGACUACAACCCAGACCGCGAUUUCUCAGAUUCUCCCCCUCUCCCUCCCGUCCCCUCAAACUCCCUCGACAUCCCAUCCGGCUCCCCGCUCAGCAGCGAGACCGACAGCACCUCGACAGCCAGCUCCUCCCUCGAUUUGCACCCACAUCCUUCGUCCUACUUCAACUCUUCAUCCGAGUGGGCUUCAGUAUGUCCCGGCGCCGGUCUCCUCGCAGAGAAGUACGGCUUCCCGCCACCACCGCCUCGCCCGACCGUUCUCGAGCCGGAGGAACCAGCAUCGCCUCCUGUCAGCGCCGCCGACGAGUGGCAAAGCGGAGUCAUGAUGGCCUCCCGUCGUAUCAAGGCUGCUCUUUCUUCCGACGCCCCUCCGAAACGCUCUCAGUCGCAUGCAUCCUCGAGGGAGCGGAAACCUAUCCCCGGUUGGACAGACGGAAGCGAUGCCUGGCGUUCUUCCGUCUAUUCCUUCUCUCCGCCUCACUCCAGUCAUAUCACCGCACAGUUCGAGCGUCCAGCCGCCUACAAGAGCAUGGCCGCAUCGCCUCAUCGUUCCACCGGCGUGUAUUCAUCUCUCGGCCAGGACAACACCCCGACCGCGCCUAGUGGUCGUCGAGACUCGACUUCAUCCAUCUCAUCCACACGGCCACAGCUCGGUGCUCGCUCAAACACGCACGAGGACCUGUCGAAAUACCCGCUCAGCUUCGUGCGCCGCACCGAGUCGCGGUCAUCCAUCUCCUCGCUUCAUCCGCAGUCACUGCCUAUUCCACCACGCCGUCGUGAGCACAGCAUCCUCCAGCCAGGUGCCGAAGGCAAACUCCUCGUACCUGAUGUCAAGCUCCGUGGCUCCCCAUCCGCCUCUUCUUCUUCGUACGACGGCGCCUCGCUUUCCAGCUGGCACUCGGCGUCGAGCAGGAGCUUGGUGAGAAGUCCGCUCAGCCGAGGAUACAGCGACCUUCACUAUGAUCUUCCCGUAGUCGGAGAGUGCGCUGAGAAGUCGGAUAGCGGGUCUGUACCUCCACCAAAGAGGCCUACGGUUGAGACACGAUCAUGGUCUUACGACAAUGUCCCUACGUAUCCCGUCAUGCCCAUGCCUGCCAAGAAGGAGGUUCGUCGCGAGACACACGUUGUCGAUGGUGUUCACAAGGUCGUCGAGGUCGAAGUCGAGGUACCAAACCAGAUGAAGCGCCUAUUCCUCUUUCCCGGGAAAGAGAUUAGGUCUUAAACCGACUUCCUUCUUUCACCGAUGCCUCCUUCGCUGCUCUCCCUCAAGUUUCCAUGUCAUCCAUACCUGUCCUACGAUACCACCGCGACGACGAACGACCGCCGACGAUCCUAAUGAACCCACCGUACUUAUUCCAUAUCCAUAUAGCGUGCAACUCACUCCUUCCUCACCCGCAUUCUUAUCCCCCCUCCCUAAUGGAUCGUCUCGUGUCGUUCGGCGUAGGCCACGACACAGGCGUUUACGCCCCUCGUCCUUCCGCGUUGCGUCUCCUCGCGCCUCGUUCAUCAAAACCUGUCACUCACGUCAUUAACACUGUGUUCGGGAUUUUCUCUUUUCUCUUCUGGAUGUCAAUCUGUAAAUGUUGUACAAUACUGUUUUCCAUCCUCACGCUGUGACAUGUCUGUACCCAUAGUUCACGUACAUUAUCUCAUGGACUCUUUCCAUUAUUGCCCCAUCUUGUUUGUCUUGUGGCCCUCAUGAUGGCCGGGACUGGACUCGAACCCACCCUACGACGAACCGUAUGCACGCGGGGGCCCAACGAGCAUCAGUCGCAUCAUAUAUUCGUCACACGUUCAUAUCAUAUCUAUCCAUGAAUUCUUCCUUCAUUCAUUCAUCGACCCCCUCCCGCUCUCGUGCUUUCGCAGUUCUUUUGUUUGCCUCGCAUCCCAUUACAUACCAUUCCAUGCGUGCUCCACAAUGCAUCCGCCUCCCUGUCUCUCCCUCCUUUCGUUUGCCUCUGCCCUCUUUCCGCCCAAGUUCCUUCCGCAUCUCGCAUACUCGCAUCUGCCAUCUCCGAUCUCCAGUCUCCAAUUUCAUAUCUCAUAUCUCGUACUCAUAGCGGGGAUGACGCAAAUACCAUCAUCACAUUCAUACCAUUUACCGUAUCGUAUGCAUACCUUGUGUCCCUUCAAUCGUUACCUUCGAGAUGAUCUUUUCUUGAAGAGUCGGUCUUUGUUUGGGUUUGGGAGAGAGGGGAAGUGGCGGUCUUCCCGAUCCUCGUAUCUCGUUUUUUUGGGAAUUGUAAAGUAAAUACUUGUACCAACACCAACGUCGACAUCGCUAUCCUACCAUUCGUUCCCUUUUCGUUUGAGUUUCUCUGAGUUUACAUAUCGUAGUUAGUGUAAUUUUUGAAUCCAACCGUCGUCGUUUCA
This is a messenger RNA of Stereum hirsutum FP-91666 SS1, 2898 nucleotides long. RefSeq lists its product as uncharacterized. The record is from RefSeq and is a predicted model, not a curated record. The transcript is spliced from 3 exons. The coding region runs from base 113 to 1747 and encodes 544 amino acids. NCBI's taxonomy places the organism in Eukaryota, Fungi, Basidiomycota, Agaricomycetes, Russulales, Stereaceae.